CAAAAUAGACAUCUAAGAUUAUUCUGUUAUUAUAUAUUAGGUACAUGAGGAAGUACUUCGUCCAUUCCAACUUUUCUAGUCGUUGAACAUUUAUCUUCGUUAAAAUUCAGAUUCAGAAAAUUCGCUUCAAUCUUUUUUCUUUCCUCAUUCUGAAUCUCAGUUCCACACUUCGUCAAACCGACAACUUACCAUGAAACAACCAAUUCAUACAUACCAGUCAGCAAUAAGAUUAGAUAAAUUGCGAUGACCUAAUAAUACCGCUCUCUUUCCACUCGCUCCCUUCAAUAUGUCUUCCGGAACUCGUAACGAAAACAUUCUCCCACUAGAAUCAUUCGCCCUCACAGCCGUCCCAGCAAGCACACAUAAUGUCGUUUGGUCUCCUGACGCUGAACUAGCAGUCGGAUGCGACGACUGUGUAUACAUAUUCAUCCCGGAUUUUACCAUCCCCAAAUCCGAGAAUGGUAGAGACCCUAGUGUAGUCCGUCAGUUCAACGACGUCGCUCUCCGUUUCCCUAGUGUCGAACACCGGAGCCCGGAAUUGAACCGCCCCUUAUUCGACUAUGUAGGACUGGAGUUUCCCGACUUUGAGUUCAUCCCGGGUGGUGGUGGUUCGGGUACUGUCACUAGUCAGGGCAGUUCUAUGAACCAUCUCGUCGCGUUGGAAUGGUCCCCCUGCGGCUUAGGUCGGAUGAAUCGAUCUGUUCUCGCCGUUCUCACUGGCGCCGGUACCAUCACCGUCUAUUGCGAAGGCGCAUCGGAUAGGAAUAAUGCAUAUAAGCCGCGCGGCCGUAGCGCUAGAACUUUGCUACCUUGGGUUGCUCCCUGGGGUGUUGGUGCAGGCCUGCUCUUACCUGCCAUCGAAGGACAUCAAACCGAAUAUGUCAAAGAGUACAUCACGGCAUUCGCGUGGGCCAGGGAUACGGAUGGCUACGGCACACUAUUGGCGUAUGCAAACGACGACGAUGAGAUCGUCAUAUUAUCCGUACAAGCUCAGCACGAUCCUAAUGCAACUCUAGGAGACUGUGGUCAAUGGAGGGUUGAGGAAGUCGCAAGAUUCGCAGGUAUAGGGCCGCACCCAAAAACGAAUCAAAACGACCCGGACUCUUUGCCCUCCGGCUCAUCCUUUUCGCUCAGUUGGGGUCCUUGGCUUAAAAGGGGAACUUCAAAGACCAGCAUGAUCUCCUACAUAAACAAUAAUUACGUCGGUUUCCGACAAGUUACCAUCGACUCUCCCCAGCAGCGAAUGGAGCCUCCAAAUGUAAAAGUCAAUAAGGUUGAUACCGACGGGGUCUGCCUCUCCUUAGGCCAAGAUGCUUUUGUGGUGUGGGAAGAUCUUAUAUGGACCAUUGAUCAGUCGAAGGUGUGUCGUGGUGUUAUCGCUACUCCUAUGUUGGCGAAAGCAUUUCAGGUUUCCUUUGACAAUCCCAAGUCUAGUAAGAUUUCUAGACACACCGCGUAUGAGUGCGGUAGCACAUAUCCUGAUAUAGAUGAUAUUUCUACACAAAAUCCUAUCACUGGACUCGUAAUCCACCCUCCUUCGCUCUCUCAAAAAACCGCUACGCCUUCUUACUCACUCGUUCGACUCUCGGCAACUCACGAAAACGAUGCGUGGUAUCAGACAAACCUUCCCCUACCUCCCAAUCCCGAGGACGGAACAAUCGGGCCACGAUGGGCGACCGAGAUUAACCAAAUCGUGGAGCAACAACUUCCGCGUGCGAUGGCAUAUAGAGCCGUCGUGGAUGGAGGUAGCGUCGGAUCGGACGACGUUUCGGACGGAGAUGAGGAAAUGGAUAACGAGUCAUUUGAGGGAUCAGACUAUGACCCCGACGAGAAUUUUGCCGGCAUAGACACUGAAGAUCAAGUUCAUAUCAACAGGGCCCGCAUUUGGGGAAUGGCUUCGAGUCCGGGCGGAGGAGUCACCGCGGUUUUUAUCAGCCAUCAUAACACUGUCUUCUACGGACGAGAUACGUUCGCAGGGAUAAAAUGUCGCAUCCUCUUUGGUCGCCACGACGGCACCUCGGACAAAGGCGAAGAAGCUCUCACCACCUUAGCUAUGAAAAACCUCAGCACCGAAGCUAAGACGUGGGAAUGGAUGUACGGUGGCGGUCCUCCCGUGCCAGGAGUAGGUCACUUGACGAGCCAGAGCAGCGAAGAUCGCAGCGCGUUGAAGGACCAUUUCGAACUAGCCAUCCGUCAGCAAGCAUGCUCUUUCUGCAAGUCACCCCUAAAGUCGGAGGGGAAGUUGUGUCGGUGUGAUAAGGGGCACCCUUUCUCUACGUGUGCGACUACAGGUCUCCCUAUCUUAGCUCCAGGUUUAUCGAGAACGUGUAACGUGUGCAGCUCCAAGUGCCUAAAUAGGGAGAACCUCAUCGUCAUAGCACCCCAACUUAAGGAUAUCAUCACGGACGAAAUUUCUGAUGAACUUUGCGGCAAUUGUGGUGGAAAGUUUGUAAAUUGAUUGGAUACCACAGCCCUACGAAGAUCUGCAUACUUUGCUAUAAUCGAUGGAACCGUUCCAAAUCCAAUUUGGCUGAUUGAAAGUCCACAGCUGGCGUACGACGACCAUGACGACGACGACGACCACGACCACGAAGAUGAUGAAAAACAAUACCCAACUACUUCCGGUUCGGUCAAUGGUUAGACUUACAACAAAUUGGAAAGCCAAAGUAUUACGAGACAAAAACCAUCGAGACAACUUGAUAGAUGCUCACCAGUAG
Messenger RNA from Annulohypoxylon maeteangense, 2717 nucleotides. RefSeq lists its product as uncharacterized. The transcript has 5 exons. Gene Ontology annotation, cellular component: transcription factor TFIIIC complex. Gene Ontology annotation, biological process: transcription initiation at RNA polymerase III promoter. Gene Ontology annotation, molecular function: histone acetyltransferase activity. NCBI's taxonomy places the organism in Eukaryota, Fungi, Ascomycota, Sordariomycetes, Xylariales, Hypoxylaceae. The coding region runs from base 287 to 2458 and encodes 723 amino acids. The record is from RefSeq and is a predicted model, not a curated record.